AGAGAGACGCCUCUCUUCAUACCCAAGGGAGUAAAGGCAUCAUUACCCAGUCAGAGGUGACCUGAGAGAAGGGGAAAGAGAUGGAAGAGCAGAACCCAGAAGGACCUGGAACUGGCAAGGCAGCAACUGAAAGCCUCCAUCCCGCUCAAGCUGGGAGUGAUGUUGAAUUCUGGGACUGCCUGGUGCCAAUUAUCCAUGAUCAGCUCACUGCCAUCUCAGAUGUACAUCGCCAACGCUUCCGGCAAUUUCGCUACAGGGAGGCCGAUGGGCCCCGAGAGGUCUGCAGCCAGCUCCAUGGAUUUUGCAGCCAGUGGCUGAAGCCAGAGAGGCGCACCAAGAAGCAGAUUGUGGACCUGGUGAUCCUGGAGCUGUUCCUGACUGUUCUGCCGCAGGCAAUGCAGAGCUGGGUCAGGGAAUGUGGGCCGGAGACCAGUUCCCAGGCGGUGGCCCUGGCCGAAGGUUUCCUCCUGAGUCAGGCAGAGGAGAAGAGGCAGGCAGAACAGAUGUGGACACCAUCCAUGAAGACAGAAGCUACAAUUCCUGAGGCAGAAGGAGCUUCUUUGGAGCAAGGGCAGAGGGCGCAGGCCACGGAGCAGGCCCAAGAUGCCCUCUGCUGUGGUAAAGACCCGUCGUGGCUGGGUGCAACCGUGGCACACUAUGAAUUUGAUGGGGAGAAACUAGUUGUGGGGGGGGGGGGGUAA
Messenger RNA from Heteronotia binoei (common prickly gecko), 701 nucleotides. Its product is annotated as zinc finger protein 24-like. NCBI's taxonomy places the organism in Eukaryota, Metazoa, Chordata, Lepidosauria, Squamata, Gekkonidae. The transcript is spliced from 2 exons. The record is from RefSeq and is a predicted model, not a curated record. The coding region runs from base 81 to 701 and encodes 206 amino acids.